This is a messenger RNA of Colletotrichum truncatum, 795 nucleotides long. RefSeq lists its product as uncharacterized. Lineage: Eukaryota; Fungi; Ascomycota; Sordariomycetes; Glomerellales; Glomerellaceae. The record is from RefSeq and is a predicted model, not a curated record.
AUGGCGACACUAUCCGGCGUAGAGCGCAUCCGCGCGAUAUCAGACGAGGACGGCAUGUUCAAGGCCUUCGACUCGUAUCCCUGGAAGAAGGAUAAGAUGUUCCUGUCCGGCCUGGCCGCGAUCCUAGGCGACCCAAACACAGAAAACCCCAGGGGGACGCCCUCCGAACUCGCGACGCACGCCCGCAUCUUCUACUACGCCUCGCGCAUCGGCGUGACCAUCGAUUUCAACAAGUACAAAGACUGGCUCGCCCGACACCCGGAACACACGCCACCCGACAUCCUCCCCGAAGAAUACAAGUCUCAGACCUCAGAAGGCACUGCCGCCGCCGCCGCCGCUGCAUCGACAAGCGACAUUCCGGAUCUGACUUCGAAGCUCAACGACCUCAAGACCGACUCCGAUGACAAAGAGGAAGCCGGCCCAGAAGACAGCAAACUGUCAUGGCAAGCGGCGGCGCCGAAAGCGGACCUCUACGUAGAGCGCAAAGCUCCUUCGCAACUCGACGGCUCAGGACAAGGGGACGAGCCAGCUUACCCCAUGGGUUUCGCGGAGAUGUUGCAGAUGUUGCAAAAGGGCAUUCCGAUCCCUGGAAUCAGACAAAUCCCAGACACGGUAGUCAGGGACGCGUCCGUGAAACCAUUCGGAAAGCGUGCGGUGCCCAAGAAGCCGUGGGAGAAGGACGACCCAGCUGCGGAAACAGAAGCAGCUGAGAAACCCUCAGUAGUUGACGCCGAGUUCCCACCACUUGAAGAGACAGUAGCAUCUGAGGCCGAAAAGCCGAGUAAGGAGACGUAG